AUGAUUCUAUCACAAAAUCGUAUAGCGAAGUCGAGAAUGUCAUUUAACGUACGGAAGAGCAGUACAUGUGGUAUGAAUAAUGACAGGCCAAGGCCUUCGUUUUCUUCGUCGAAGACAUCAUUGAGCUCUAUUACUGCAGCCUCUUCGACAGUUUUAGAACGGCAGAAUACGGAAGCGUAUGCCGGUGCUACAUUUGAAACUGUUCCUAGUUCCGUUGUCUCAUUCCAUCACCCACACUCGUACAGGUCCACGGCUUUGGGGAGUGUUGAUUCGUUGGCGAGGAGCAGGAGGAACACUGGCUCUGAUUCUUUAGCUUUGACGCCUCUCCAUUCAAGGACUUCCGAACAAUCACGAACUCCUUCUAGAAUUCCACAUUUUAGGUUUUUUACUGAGGAACAACUUGAGAAUGCUCAAGGGGCAGCUUCUACAUUAGGUUAUACAGACUACGAUACAGAUUGGGAUGCGAUCCCGGCGUAUGAACAAUACCGACUACAUGCUCAACCAAGAUCCUCAAUUUCCUCAUUUCGGAACACAAGUGACCAAGCAGCAGGAUCUGUUCUUUCAUCAACAAGAGGAAGGUCUUCUAUCUCUUGUGCUGUAGAUCAAAGUGGAGGAAGGCCCUCUCAAGAUAGUUUUUCUCGUUCAUCACAAAGCUCGUCUCAAUACUCAUUUAGAGCGAGGAUCCCUGUUGAGGUUGAGGAAGCAGCAGGUAGUUCCCAUUUGACAGGCGAUACCAUAUCUGAUCACUACAGUGAUGGUGAUACUGAUCUUCAAUUAUUGGCUGAUGAGGAUGGUUCCAAUAUAAUAGAAUCUUCUGAAACUCAGAAUGGUCCAAACAAAAAAUCUUGCCACACGGAGUAUCUAAAACCGCAGUAUCAUGAAAGAUUUUACCCCCAGCAUAAUCCACAUUUACAUUUCCAACGAUUUUACAUAGCCGAGGAAGAUUUUGUUAUAGGUAUUGCAGGUUUCAAAACUUCCAUUUGGAAGAAAUAUUCGUAUAAUAUUUGGUGUUGGUUAACUUUUGGUCUAUUAUAUUUGAUUUGCAAGUGGAUUCCACGUUAUAAGGUAAAGCUGUGUGGCACGAAAACUCUUUUAGGAAAAGCAGAAUGGGUGGUUGUAGAAAAUCAAUACGGCGAAUUGUCGAUUAUCGAUGUCAAGAGGGAGUGGUAUAAUAGACCUUUAAGUACUAUCUUUCCUUUGGAAUACGACCCAACACUCACCAAUUACCGCCAUUAUCACCAUGAAAGCGAAUCCAAUCCAAACGUCCCGAUAAUUAUUUCGUUUGAAUACAGGUAUUUAAAAUUGAUAUAUUCACCCUUACUCGAUAUAUUCCAGACGAAUUCUAACUGGACAGAUCCUAAUUGGGUUGAUUUAGAUCUAGCAUCCAAGGGAUUACCAACCGCUAUACAUGAAGAUAGAGUCAUUGCAUUCGGCAAAAACAGUAUUAGAUUGAAACAAAAAGAUACAUCUCAAAUUUUUUUCGAGGAGGCUUUACAUCCAUUUUAUGUUUUUCAAAUUUUCUCUAUUAUCCUUUGGAUGUUUGACGAAUAUUACUUUUAUGCGGCUUGUAUUUUUAUCAUUUCAGCGUUUUCUAUAAUGGAUACAAUUUUUGAAACCAAACAGUCCUAUGCUAGAUUGUUCGAGGUUUCGCAUUUCCAUUGCGAUGUUCGUGUCUACAAGGAUGGUUUCUGGACGCAGGUUUCUUCUUCUGAUUUAGUUCCUGGAGACAUAUAUGAAAUUUCUGAUCCAUCAUUGUCCGUUGUACCCUGUGAUUCCGUUUUAAUUUCAGGUGACUGCCUCACUAACGAGUCUAUGCUAACUGGUGAGUCUGUCCCUGUUUCAAAAGUUGCAGCAACGGUAGAAACUAUGCAUCAAUUGUUGGAGGAUUUUAUGGACACCCAGGUAUCUGGCUUCGUUUCAAAAUCUUUUCUUUUCAAUGGUACCAAGCUAAUAAGAGUUCGCCCAGCAGCAGGACAGUCUACGGCUUUAGCCAUGGCUGUUCGAACUGGUUUUUCAACCACCAAAGGUGGAUUGGUGCGGUCUAUGGUCUUCCCAAAGCCUAUUGGUUUUAAGUUCUACGAAGAUUCCUUCAAAUACCUUGGUAUUAUGGCACUAGUUGCAUGCUUUGGGUUCUUCAUUAACAUUAUUCAGUUUAUCAGUAUGGGGUUGAGUAAAAGGGUAAUAAUUCUUCGUGGACUAGAUAUAGUUACUAUUGUUAUCCCUCCGGCGUUACCGGCAUCGUUGUCCAUUGGCACUGGAUUUGCAUUAAACAGAUUAAAGAAAAAAGGAAUUUUCUGUAUCACUCCAACAAGGCUAAAUAUUGGAGGUAAGAUCGACGUCAUGUGCUUUGAUAAAACAGGAACAUUAACCGAGGAUGGCCUAACUGUUUUGGGCGUACAUUUUGUACAAAAUUCAAGAAAAGAAUUAAAUUUUAGCGACUUAAUUAAAGACGUUGGUGGCCUAUGCAGCAAUUUCGCUCACAAUGAUUCUCCUUUUCAGAAUGCUAUGAAGGCCAAGAAAUUCUUCUUUUCUUUACUAACAUGCCAUUCAUUGAGAGUAGUUAAUGAUGAGCUCAUAGGAGAUCCUCUAGACUUCAAAAUGUUUCAGUUUACAAAAUGGACAUAUGCAGAAGAUACAAAGGGGUACAAGUUUUCCUCCUUAUACGAAGAAAGGCAUGAUACAGGUCUUUUACCAGAAAAUAGCAGUAUAUCGCCCGCUAUUGUUUAUCGAAACGCUGAUGGUAAUUUGGAUAAUGAAAGUACAAAUAAUAUGAUAGGUAUUGUUAGGAGUUUUGAAUUUUUGCCUCAAUUAAGACGUAUGAGUGUGAUAGUUAAGCCGUUUUCUGAAAAAGUGUUCAUUUCAUUCACCAAGGGUGCUCCAGAAGUAAUUGCAGAUCUCUGUAAUAGAUCUUCUUUACCUGAAGAUUAUGACAAUUUAUUGAACAAUUAUACGCAUAAAGGUUAUAGAGUUAUUUCUUGUGCUGGAAAAGUUUUGAAUAAAAACUCAUGGCUACAUUCUCAAAAGGUCACUCGUGAAGAGGUUGAGUCUGAUCUAGAAUUUUUAGGGUUUAUUAUUUUUGAAAAUCGGUUAAAGAGUUCUACUAAAAGCACCCUAGAGUCAUUGAAUGCUGCGAAUAUUAGAACUAUAAUGUGUACUGGUGAUAAUGUUUUGACAGCAAUUUCUGUCGGAAGAGAGGCAAACUUGAUAAACAAUUCUCGGGUUUUUGUUGCCUCUCUUAUUGAACCUAUGAAUCAAUCUAAAGAAAUGCUAGUAUGGCAAGAUGUUGAUCGACCCUCAGAGGUUUUGGAUACUGUUACGCUAAAACCAUCACUGGAAUACGAUGAAGAUUACACGUUAGCGAUUACCGGCGAUGUUUUCCGCGUACUAUUUAAAAAUAACGAGUUCGUUUCCAAUCAAUAUCUCAACAAUGUAUUACUCAAGUGUUCGAUUUAUGCACGCAUGUCACCUGAUGAAAAGCAUGAAUUAGUUGAACAAUUACAAGGUUUGAAUUAUGCUGUUGGAUUUUGUGGUGAUGGUGCCAAUGAUUGUGGUGCUUUGAAAGCUGCUGAUAUCGGUGUUUCACUAUCAGACGCAGAGGCCUCAGUAGCUGCUCCUUUUACGUCACAGAUUUUUGAGAUAAGUUGUGUUUUGGAUGUCAUCAAAGAAGGUCGUGCAGCAUUAGUAACAUCCUUUGCUUGUUUUCAAUACAUGAGUCUAUAUUCUGCGAUCCAAUUCAUUACUAUUAAUAUUCUAUACAGUCGUGGAAUCAACUUGGCGGACUUCCAAUUUCUUUAUAUUGAUUUGUUCUUGAUCGUCCCCAUUGCGAUAUUUAUGUCAUGGUCAAAGCCAUACAGCGUGUUAGCCAAAAAGCGUCCGAGUGCCAAUUUAGUAUCCCCAAAGAUUUUAGUUCCAUUUUUUGUGCAGCUUAUCAUCAUUUUUGUUUUCCAAAUCAUUCCAUGGUACAUGGUCCAGAAGAUGCCUUGGUACAUAAAACCAGUAGCUGGCGAUGACAACGCCGUGAAAUCCAGCGAUAAUACCGUGUUAUUCUUUGUCUCGAACUUCCAAUACAUAUUAAUUGCGAUUGUGCUAUCUGUUGGUCCACCUUACAGGGAACCUAUAUCCAAGAACUUCGGCUUGAUAGCCGACGUUGUCCUGUCGGUGCUCGCUUCAUUGAAGUUAAUGUAUUUGGACUGCAACUCAUGGCUUGGCUCACUGUUCUUCUUGACAGAAAUUUCACCAAAUUUUAAGCUCAUGAUUUGUGGAUGGGUUGCACUUAACUGUCUAGUGCAGCUUGUUGUACCUGGGAAGUUCAAAUACCUUUUCAGAAAGAAGCGUAGCAGCAAGAAGUAUAAAAAUAUUUUAAGGGAGCAAAUGCUAAGUCACACAGUAUGA
Molecule: messenger RNA, 4392 nt
Organism: Eremothecium cymbalariae DBVPG#7215
Lineage: Eukaryota; Fungi; Ascomycota; Saccharomycetes; Saccharomycetales; Saccharomycetaceae
Gene: YPK9
Product: putative acid anhydride hydrolase
Exons: 1
Coding region: 1-4392 (1463 amino acids)
Biological process (GO): intracellular calcium ion homeostasis
Cellular component (GO): membrane
Molecular function (GO): ATPase-coupled monoatomic cation transmembrane transporter activity; P-type ion transporter activity; ATP binding
Source: RefSeq, a predicted model, not a curated record